Molecule: messenger RNA, 1059 nt
Organism: Miscanthus lutarioriparius
Lineage: Eukaryota; Viridiplantae; Streptophyta; Magnoliopsida; Poales; Poaceae
Source: the annotation of a GenBank genome assembly
AUGGCGAAGCUGGGCCCGGGACAGGGGCUCGGGUGCGAGGCGGCGGAGGGGUCGCUCGUGCCCAGCCGGAAGCGGGAGUACAAGCCCUGCGGCAAGCACACUGAGGGGAAGCGCCCGCUCUAUGCCAUCGGGUUCAACUUCAUGGACGCGCGCUACUACGAUGUCUUCGCCACCGUCGGCGGCAACCGAGUGACCACUUACCGCUGCCUUGAGAAUGGUAGUUUUGCUCUUCUACAAGCUUACAUUGAUGAGGAUAAGGAUGAGUCAUUCUAUACUCUAAGCUGGGCUCGUGACCAUGAUGAUGGCUCACCACUGCUGGUGGCAGCAGGAAGCAAUGGGAUCAUUCGGGUCAUCAAUUGUGCUACAGAGAAGUUAGCUAAGAGCUUUGUUGGCCAUGGUGACUCAAUAAAUGAGAUAAGAACUCAACCGUUGAAGCCUUCGCUCAUCAUUUCUGCAAGCAAGGAUGAAUCUGUUAGGCUAUGGAAUGUCCAUACAGGGAUCUGUAUCUUGAUAUUUGCUGGAGCUGGAGGUCAUCGCAAUGAAGUGUUGAGUGUUGACUUCCACCCUAGUGAUAUUGAAUGCUUUGCAAGUUGUGGCAUGGACAACACUGUGAAAAUCUGGUCAAUGAAAGAAUUUUGGCUAUAUGUUGACAAAUCAUAUUCAUGGACUGACCUUCCAUCAAAGUUCCCAACAAAAUAUGUCCAGUUUCCGGUCUUGAUUGCUGCAGUACACUCUAACUAUGUUGAUUGUACAAGAUGGCUUGGUGACUUCAUCCUAUCAAAGAGUGUUGACAAUGAAAUUGUGCUUUGGGAACCAAAGACAAAAGAACAGAGUCCUGGGGAGGGAAGCAUUGAUAUUCUUCAGAAGUACCCUGUCCCAGAAUGUGACAUCUGGUUCAUCAAAUUUUCAUGUGAUUUUCACUUCAAUCAGUUGGCGAUAGCACAAUCCUUGGAGCUGGCGAAGAUGGCACCAUAUGGCGAUGGGAUGAAGUGGAUCAUCCGAGCUCCAAAAACUGAAACCAGUGUUGCUGCUCUGCCACCAGUGGUAAUGCUGGACUGA